Molecule: messenger RNA, 1377 nt
Organism: Sorghum bicolor (sorghum)
Lineage: Eukaryota; Viridiplantae; Streptophyta; Magnoliopsida; Poales; Poaceae
Product: GDSL esterase/lipase At1g28650
Exons: 3
Coding region: 7-1296 (429 amino acids)
Biological process (GO): lipid metabolic process
Molecular function (GO): lipase activity
Source: RefSeq, a predicted model, not a curated record
CAUGGCAUGAGCAAGAGGUUGUAUACGAGUAUAGAGACCACUAGCAGGCAGGCACACGGCAAUCCAAACCACACUGUUUGUGUUGCGUUUAAUUUGUGGCCAAGUUCCAGACUCGGGGCAGGCAUGGCGGAGGCUCUGCCGUUGCCACUGUUGCUCAUCGCCGUGGCCACCACCGCCGUCGCCGCGUACUGCGCGCCCGCCACGCCGGCAGCAGCGGCGGCACUCCGCACCUCCAGCUACAGCCAUUUCUUCGCGUUCGGCGACUCGCUGACCGACACUGGCAACUUCAUCCACUACUCCACGGCGCCGGGCCCCGUGGCGCACUCCCCCUACGGCGAGACCUUCUUCCACCGCCCCACCGGCCGCUGGUCCGACGGCCGCCUCAUCGUCGACUUCAUCGUGGAGCGGCUGGGGUACCCACGGUGGUCGCCGUACCUGGACGGGAAGAGCAAGGAGGACUUCCAGCACGGCGCCAACUUCGCGGUGGCCAGCGGCACGGCGCUGAGCAGGCGCUUCUUCGAGAGGAAGCACCUCGACGUUGACCAGAUCACGCCCUACUCCCUCGCCGUCCAGAUGCGCUGGUUCAAGCAGGUGCUCUCCAUGCUCCUCGCCGCCUCCACAGACGACGAUCUCGAUCGGCGGGAGAUGAUGUCGAGCUCGCUGUUCCUAGUGGAGAUCGGCGGCAACGACUACAUCCACCCCUUGUUCCAGAACAGGACGCUGGACUGGGUGAAGCCCCUGGUACCCCUCGUCAUCGCCUCCAUCGGAUCGGCCCUGGAGGCGCUCAUCCAGCUCGGCGCCAAGACGGUGUACGUGCCAGGCGUCUUCCCGCUGGGCUGCUCCCCGCGGCACCUCUUCCUCUUCCACGGCGUCAGCUCCGCCGGCGACUACGACCCCGCCACCGGCUGCCUCCGGUGGCUCAACGACCUCACCGCCCUCCACAACAGCCUCCUCCGCGCGAAGCUCGCCCAGCUCCGCCGCGACUACCCGGGCGUCUCCCUCGUCUACGUCGACUACUACGGCAAGAUCAUGGACGCCGUCGCCUCCCCGGCGCGGUACGGGUUCGGCGAGCGCACCGUCCUCGACGCGUGCUGUGCCGGCGGCGGGCCGUACAACGGCAACUUCACCGUCCACUGCUCGGAGCCCGGCGCCGUGCAGUGCUCCGACCCGUCUGUCUACGUGUCCUGGGACGGGCUGCACUUCACCGAGGCCAUGUACAAGAUCAUGGCCCGGGACCUGUUCGAUCGCCUGGUGGAAACCGUCGGCACUAAAUUGGUGUUGCAAACUGCACAGUGAUCGCUGUUGCUGCCAUGCCAUGGCGCAUCUCACGCUGGAUUCAUAGAUGCGGCUGAAUAAAAUCGUUCAUCGGUUCAUGCA